Onychostruthus taczanowskii (white-rumped snowfinch) is the source of this 648-nucleotide messenger RNA. RefSeq names its product smad nuclear-interacting protein 1-like. The transcript has 2 exons. Gene Ontology annotation, molecular function: protein binding; mRNA binding. Bases 1 to 642 code for a protein of 213 amino acids. The record is from RefSeq and is a predicted model, not a curated record. Gene Ontology annotation, biological process: miRNA processing. Lineage: Eukaryota; Metazoa; Chordata; Aves; Passeriformes; Passeridae. Gene Ontology annotation, cellular component: nucleus.
AUGAGUUUAACUCCCAACCGACGGGGCCGGGCGAGAGCGGGGCCGGGCGGAGGGCAGCGGGUGGCCGCGGCGGAGGGGCCGGGCCGGGCCAAAUUAAAACCCGACGCCAACAAGAAGCCAAGCUUUGAGCCGUCGGGGGCGCUGCUGGAGGACACCAACACCGUGGGCGGGGUGCUGAUCCGGUACAGCGAGCCCCCCGAGGCGCGCAUCCCCAGGACGCGCUGGCGCCUGUACCCCUUCAAGAAGGACGAGCUCCUGCCCGUGCUGCACAUCCACAGGCAGAGCGCCUACCUGCUGGGCCGGCACCGCCGCAUCGCCGACAUCCCCAUCGCCCACCCGUCCUGCUCGCAGCAGCACGCCGUCCUGCAGUACCGCCUGGUGCAGCGGCAGCUGAGACCCUACAUCAUGGACCUGGGCUCGGGGAACGGCACCUUCCUCAACAACCAGCGCGUCCAGCCACAGCGCUACUACGAGCUGAGGGAGAAGGACGUGCUCAGGUUUGGCUUCAGCAGCAGGGAGUACGUCCUGCUCCACGAAUCCUCGGAUAAAUCUGAGGCCAACGCAAAGGACGAGGAUGAGGGUGAGGAGGAGGAAGAGGAAGGAAUUGGGGAGGGGCAGAGGAGAGAAAUUCCUUGCAAUUGAACGGGC